AUGCUCUCCUCUGACCAUCGCAUGGCCCCCGCCGACAGCGAUCGGUCCCGCCUCCCAGGCUACCCCGGCGGUGCCCAUGCCGCCCCCGCAGAGAGCUCCAGGCCAGAGGUCACCCUGCUCGUCGCGGGCUGCAGAGGAGGCAAAACAUCAUUCCUCCGCCUCCUCCUCGACACCAGCAUCGUCUCCCCCCGCACUACAAAGGACCAGCUCGCAAAUGUCGCAAAAUUCGUCCAGGGCUCCAGCAGCCACACGCCCUGCCUCCGCUCCGUCGCUCUCGACAUCGACCACGACCCAGACGGCUCCGGCCAGUACCGCCCGCUCGGCCUCACCCUCCUCGACACGCCCUCUCUCGACUUUAGGGACGACCUCGCAGCCGCCCGUAUCCUCGACGACACCAUCCGCCACAUAGACGCCAGGUUCGUCGAGGGCAUCGAGGACGACUGGAAGGCAAAGACAGGCGACCGCUACGUCCAUUUGUGCAUUUACUUUCUCGAUCCGGACCAAAUCGUCCCGCCCUCGGUUCCGGCUCCCCCAGCCCCGCUCAUUCCCCGCCCACGCGCAGCCAGCUUCUCCGUACAGCCAGAGCACGAACCCGUCAUCCUCGAGCCCCCCGUCACCAUCAACCCCCUCCUUACCGCCCGCCCCACCCUCCCCCACCAAGACAUCGCUGCCAUCCGCCGUCUCUCCGGACGUGUCAACGUCCUCCCAGUCAUCGCCCGCGCUGAUAUCUUAUCGAAUGAUCGAUUGGCCGCAGUAAAGGUGGCCAUUCGCAGGGAUUUGGCAGAUGCCGGCAUUGGCUUUGGGAUUUUCGACACCGACCCCCCGCUGCACCCCGUCGACGAGCUCCCGUCAGCCACCAGGCCGGACUCGUCGAAUGGUUAUGGGCUCGCGAAUGGCGCCCCGUCCGCGAGUAUGAACACCAGCACACCGCCCACGUCGCCGACCAGCCCUCCGAUCCUCAAGCUGCCCUACGCGCUUAUUUCCCCGGACAUGUAUUCGCAUAGCGACGGUGUCGCGCGCAGACUCUUGUCCCGGCACGAACUAGUCCAACAGUACACCCCUUCCACACACUACCCCACCCCAGCCGCCCAAUUUCCCCGCGGCAAAUUCACGCGCACGUACCGCUGGGGCUCUCUCGACGUCCUCGAUCCCGUCCACAGCGAUUUCGUAGCCCUCCGCACCGCUAUCUUCCACCACAUGGAUACGCUGCAGCAGUACACUCGGCAGUACCUCUUUGAAAAGUUCCGGGUUGAUUACACCCAUCACCAACGGCCGUCCUCUCGUCAGACCAUCUCACAUCUAUCACAUAUGGGCUCUAUCUCGCAGCAGCAGCAACAGCAUUCCUCUAGACCGAUCUUGGCUAUUGACACUCAACCUACUCACAGACAGCCUAUCCCUGUUCAACAGCAGCACCGCGACGUGUAUCCGGGAGAUGUGCGCCACAGUAAUAAUUCCGCACCCCGGCCGAGUUUACAGGACACAGCCUCCUCGGCGGGUGGCACCAGCAAACAGAGGCCGAGCAAACAGCGUACGAAAAAGAUCACCGUCGCGUGCAACUUUUGUCGCUCGAGGAAACUCAAGUGCGACGGUGGCCGGCCAGCGUGCGGGCAGUGCGUCAAGCGCAGCAACCCGUGCGAUUACCAGCCACAAAACAAGCGGCGGGGGGCUGUUGGGCGGCAGCGGGCGAAGGGAGAGGAGAGCGCGGGAGAGAGCGACUCGGGGGGCGAGGAGGGGUCCCCGAACACGCAUACAGGCGAGCCGUCGCUCUCGCCACAGGUGCCAUCUCAACCCCUCUCGCGGCGCAGCUCCAACGUCGGGCGACAUCAACAUCAUCACUCACAUGAUGGCGGGUACGCCCCGCACCCACCUCCGUCCUCACUUCCCUCCCUCUCUGCACUCAGCAGUGCCGCGGACCGGCGCGACCGGGAUCGGGAUAGGGACCUCGUUGGCGGCGAGCCCUCCUCGCGCCCUGGCUCCAGCAAGAUGGACUCGGGCUCGGGCCUCCCCCCACCCACCAGCUCGUCCGGCGCGCGCAGUGCCUUCUUCCCCGACAACGAGAUCCCGUCCAUCGCGACGCUCGUGGAACCGGACACCCCCGCCCCGAUGAGCGCGCCGACGCUGCCCCCGCUGAGGCCGGCGUCGGACUUGCAGGCGCAGCAGCGGAGGAGGUCGGCGACGGUCCCGGGCAAGGGCACGCGCCAGACGACGAGCUCGGGGCCAAAGGUCGUCGCGUGCAAUUUUUGCCGAGCCCGGAAGACCAAGUGUGAUGGGGCGCACCCGGCAUGUGCGAGCUGUGCUCGCCGGCAGCUGGACUGCAACUACGCGCACGACACCACCAUUGCUGCCACCACCGGCAGCGCCGGCAGCGGGGCCUCGAAUGUGGUGCGGCCCAGAGAAAAGGGGGGCGGCGCACGUCGACGUCGUCGAAGCCGCCAACGACGGCCGACUCGCUCUCCCCGCCGUCCUCGCGCAUGA
Cyclocybe aegerita is the source of this 2475-nucleotide messenger RNA. Lineage: Eukaryota; Fungi; Basidiomycota; Agaricomycetes; Agaricales; Hemipholiotaceae. The record is from the annotation of a GenBank genome assembly.